Molecule: messenger RNA, 1862 nt
Organism: Cokeromyces recurvatus
Lineage: Eukaryota; Fungi; Mucoromycota; Mucoromycetes; Mucorales; Mucoraceae
Product: phosphatase 2A regulatory B subunit-domain-containing protein
Exons: 7
Coding region: 78-1772 (564 amino acids)
Biological process (GO): signal transduction
Cellular component (GO): protein phosphatase type 2A complex
Molecular function (GO): protein phosphatase regulator activity
Source: RefSeq, a predicted model, not a curated record
AUUUUAUUUAUUUUUUUAUUUUUUAUCCAUAUAAAAACCGGGAAAUUUUCAGCUUUGGCCUUCUAUUAUUAUCCAGGAUGAUAAAAGGACUUAAGGGAGUUCUUUCUAGAAAUAAAUCACACAAUAAAGAGAAAUUAGCGAAAUCACACGAUGUUAAUAAUAAUAAUAAUAAUAAGACCCGUUCUUCUUCAAUACGUCUGUCAUUUAGUAAAUCUCAGCCAGAACAAAUAAAAUCAGACGAUGUUACGAACCGAUCAGCAAAAGUGACAAACAAGAUAUUAAAUGAUACACCUAAAGAUGAAAUACCCCUUCGUACACCGCGUCGUCAACGUUCUUCAAGGAUUAAUCUGCCCACUUUGCAACAGCAUCACUUGGAAAAGAAUCUUCGUUUCACUGAGGUCCCACCUUCAAAACGUCAAGAAUUAUUUAUAUUAAAAUUACAACAAUGUCAAAUCAUUUUUGAUUUUAAUGACUCUACUUCAGAAUUGAGAAAUAAAGAAAUAAAACGGCAAGAAUUACAGGAAAUGUUGGAAUAUAUAUCUACUUCCAAAGAGGCUAUUUCAGAUGCAAUCUAUCCUCAUUUUAUUCAAAUGUUUACUGUAAAUGCUUUUCGUACAAUAUCACCACCACCACUACAAAUGUCAAAUACUUUCCAAGAAAACUAUGAUCCAGAAAGUGAUGAUUCUGCUUUAGAAACAACAUGGCCACAUCUACAACUUGUUUAUGAACUAUUUUUAAGAUUUCUUGAAUCACCUAAAUUCAAUCCUCAUAUUGCUAAAAAAUUCAUCAAUGAAAAGUUUAUUCUUCAGUUGCUCGAAUUAUUUGACAGUGAAGAUCCCCGUGAACGUGACUUUCUUAAAACAAUUCUUCAUCGUAUCUAUGGCAAAAUCCUCGGAUUACGUGCAUUUAUUCGACGUUCCAUAAAUCAUAUCUUUUUCCAGUUCAUUUAUGAAACUUUUCGCUUUAAUGGUAUCUCUGAACUUUUGGAGAUUUUGGGCAGUAUUAUUAAUGGAUUUGCUUUACCACUUAAAGAAGAACACAAAACAUUUCUUUUAAAAGUCUUGAUACCAUUACAUACAUCACCUUCAUUGGCCAGUUAUGGUCCCCAACUAACCUAUUGUGUUGUACAGUUUCUUGAGAAGGAACCUCAGUUAGCUUCAGGCGUAAUUAGAGGGCUCUUGCGCUAUUGGCCUAAAUUAAAUAGCUCCAAGGAAGUAUUAUUUUUGACAGAACUCGAGGAAAUUAUCAUGACUGUGAAUGAAGAUGCCUUGUUAGAAGUCAUGAUUCCCUUUUUCACAAAGCUGGCAAAUUGUGUUGAUAGUUGUCAUUUUCAAGUAGCAGAACGGGCACUCUAUUUCUAUACCUAUGAAGAUGUGAUACAAGUGAUACAUGAUUAUAGUAAAGUUAUUAUGCCUAUCAUCUUCCCAUCAUUAUAUCAAAAGACAGAUCACUGGAAUCAAGCCAUCUAUGGACUUGUGUAUAAUGCACUUGAACUACUGGAAAAAAUAAACAGUGAAUUAUUUGAUCAGUUAGUAGAAAAAUUUCAUCAAGAAGAAUUAGAGAAUGUAAAAAUAAAGCAUAUCGAGGAUAGAACUUCAGUAUGGAAGACACUAAAUCAGCAGAUCAUACAUCAUAAGAAUGUAAUGAUAAAUGAUAAUAUAAAUUCAACUGUCAGUAUUAUAUCUUCUUCUCAUCUUCAUGAUUCCCGUAAAGAUAAAAUUCAAGAUACUCAAGAUAAUUCAGAUAGUGAAGAUUCUUGGCAUAAUAUAUAAUAAUAAUAAUAAAGAAGACAUUUUAUGUGUUUAAAAAAAAAAAGAGGGGGAGGGAUAAAAAUUAAAAGGCAGUCAGCAAACAGAAUAAAG